AUGGCGUAUAUUUUUGGGGAGUUCAGCCCUGAUGAGUUUAAUCAGUUCUUUGUGACUCCUCGAUGCUCUGUUGAGCUUCCUCCAUAUAAUGAAACAGUUUCAUGUGGUAUUAAAUCUGCAAGCGAGCUUCACGACGGGGAAGACUAUCAGAGAAUUGAAUUUGGUGUUAAUGAAGUUAUUAAGACAGAGUCAUCUGUGCUGAAUAACACCGACUACAGUAUUUCAAGCACUCUGAAUCCUCAGGCUCCAGAAUUUAUUCUUGGUUGUGCGCCUACCCAAAAAACUUCCGAUGACAUCCUUGAUGAAACUAACUACAACUCCAUUGACUGCCAGUUUAGUGAUCCUGCCCUUGCUUUGGAUAGCAGUUCCAAUGCUGAAAACGAUGGGUUAUCAGGGGGCCUUGGCCAAAGGGAGCGUAAAAAAAAGAAGAAAAGACCCCCUGGAUACUACAGUUACUUGGAAGAUGUCAGUGAUGGCAUGGUUCCCACAGAGGCUCUUGUCAACGGCCAUGCAAAUUCUUCAGGACUGAAUAAUAUAAGCACAGAGGAUACAGAACUUACAGGAGACAUAGCAUCAUCAGUCACGCCAAGGACUUGUAACAGCCCAGAAAAUUCUGUGGACUUCAUUAGUGAAGCUGUGUCUGAUGAUUCUGUUUCUAGUGCACUAGAUAAUACCAGGACUGCAGGGCAGCCUGAGGUAUACAGUGUUACUAAUUCUGAACAGUUUUGCAUCCCCUCAGAGACUGGCAGGGAUAGCCCUUUAAGGACAGCUGUUGUACAGCCUUUUGCUGGUACUGAUACUACUGAGAGUCUUGGUGUUACUAAUGGACAAACACUUGAAUCCUCUGGUGAGGGUACAGCUGCCAAUGGUGUAGAAUUGCACACUGUGGAAAGCACUGACUCAGACCAAGCUAAGCCUGAGGAUGCUUCACCUACUACUGAGGCACCAGCCCCGGUUGCAGGAUCUGCCCCUGUUAAUCAGCCUACAAAAUCGUGGGCUAGUCUUUUCCACAAUUCCAAGCCCUCUGCUUCCACAUCUAUGGCCUAUGUUGAGACUAAAUAUACCCCUCCUGCCACUUCUCCUGUGGUCCCUGAAAAACAGGUUGAAGUCAAAGAGGGGCCUGUUCCAGUUGCAGAGGAUCCUGUAGCCAUAAAGAUUGCAGAAUUACUGGAGAAUGUAAAAUUAAUACAUAAACCAGUAUCUUUGCAACCACGAGGGCUGAUCAAUAAAGGAAACUGGUGCUACAUCAAUGCUACAUUGCAGGCCUUGGUUGCUUGCCCUCCAAUGUAUCAUUUAAUGAAGUCCAUUCCAAUGUAUUCAAAAUCACAACGGCCGUGCACCUCAACACCAAUGAUAGACAGCUUCAUUCGCCUGAUGAAUGAGUUCACUAAUAUGCCAGUACCUCCUAAAGCAAAACAAGCUUUAGGUGAUAAAAUUAUGAGAGACAUUCGGCCAGGAGCUGCUUUUGAACCUACGUACAUUUAUAGACUGUUGACAGUUAUCAAGUCUAGUCUGUCAGAAAAGGGCAGACAAGAAGAUGCUGAAGAAUACCUGGGAUUCAUCCUAAAUGGACUACAUGAGGAAAUGCUCAUCCUAAAGAAACUUCUUUCUCCGCAGAAUGAAAAACUCUCUGUUUCCAAUGGUCCUGAAACACAAACUGUAAAUGAAGAGGAGGAUCCGGAAGAACAAGGAGAAGGUAGUGAGGAUGAGUGGGAACAAGUGGGCCCCCGCAACAAGUCCUCGGUCACUCGACAGGCUGACUUUGUUCAGACUCCAAUUACUGAUAUUUUUGGUGGUCAUAUAAGAUCUGUUGUUUACCAGCAAAGUUCUAAGGAGUCUGCAACUCUGCAGCCUUUUUUCACUCUGCAACUGGAUAUCCAGUCUGACAAAAUACGCACAGUUCAGGAUGCUUUGGAAAGCUUGGUAGCAAGGGAGUCUGUCCAGGGUUACACCACAAAAACCAAACAAGAGGUGGAGAUCAGUCGAAGAGUGACUUUAGAAGAGCUCCCUCCUGUUCUUGUUUUGCACCUCAAACGAUUUGUGUACGAGAAAACUGGUGGAUGCCAGAAGCUGAUUAAGAAUAUUGAGUACCCUGUUGACCUGGAAAUUAGUAAAGAGCUAUUAUCUCCAGGUGUGAAAAGUAAGAUUUUUAAAGGCCAAAGAACCUACCGGCUCUUUGCAGUUGUGUAUCAUCAUGGAAACAGCGCAACUGGUGGCCAUUACACUACAGAUGUCUUCCAAAUUGGUCUUAAUGGCUGGUUACGCAUUGAUGACCAGGCCGUUAAAGUGAUAAAUCAGUACCAGGUGGUGAAGCCGUCUGCUGAACGCACAGCCUACCUCCUGUACUAUCGCCGAGUUGACCUGCUGUGAAACUUCCCUCUCUAUGCUGCGUGUGCAAGAUACCUGCUUUGUAGAACGCCAACUAUCACUAACUUUUUUCCUCCUGUAAAUGCUCUUUUGAGUGAAUCCUUUUUUUUCCCCUUGCAACUAUGGGAUAAAGUGAAAAAGGAAACUACCUUGGGGUUUGUGCACAACAUAGCUUGUGUGUUGACGUUUGACUUUAUAGAAUGAAGUCAUUUGGUUGAAAGACUCAGUCUCGUGAAUCACACAAAAUAAUUGAAUUAAGGCUGAAUCCUAAGAUAAAAAAGGGGAUUUGAAUUCGAUUCCCACCUUCUAAUUGCGUAGUAGAAGAAAACCCUGCACCAGCAACAAAACUUGUAGAUUUCUGUGAAAAUAAGUUUUAUCUUUACUUAAAGCACCCUUUGCUUCCCCAAUAGUUUUUGAUAAAUGGUAACAUGAGCCAGGGAGUAUCAGGAGGAAAUGGUCCUGUGUGCUUCAAAACAAUGUAUAAAAGUACCAAAUGCAGAGUUGCUGGUUCCUAAUAGGAAAACACAUUUUAAUAAUUGUGCGAUGAAACUGCUUAAGUACACAUUGCAGAUCAAAUAUUUGGAGUUAAGAUGUUAGUCUAUAUAGAUGGGUGAUUGUAACUUUAUUGCUAUUAAGAGAUUUCAAACUGCAUUUAUGCUUCUGUGUACAUGAGAUUUAAAAAAAAUGGGCAAAAUAAUGAAGAUAUUUCUUUAAGUCUGCUUUGUUUAAUUUUGCUGUCUGCUCUCCUAUAAUGUUGAGUUCCUAAUUGUACACAGUUUAGUGAUAUCUAGGAGUAUAAAGUUGUCGCCCAUCAAUAAAAGUCACAAAGUUGGUUUAAA
Messenger RNA from Gavialis gangeticus (Gharial), 3206 nucleotides. It is a transcript of the gene USP10, whose product is annotated as ubiquitin specific peptidase 10. Gene Ontology annotation, molecular function: cysteine-type endopeptidase activity; cysteine-type deubiquitinase activity. The record is from RefSeq and is a predicted model, not a curated record. Gene Ontology annotation, cellular component: cytosol; nucleus; early endosome. Lineage: Eukaryota; Metazoa; Chordata; Crocodylia; Gavialidae. Gene Ontology annotation, biological process: regulation of autophagy; DNA damage response, signal transduction by p53 class mediator; protein deubiquitination. The coding region runs from base 1 to 2370 and encodes 789 amino acids. The transcript has 14 exons.